Molecule: messenger RNA, 2505 nt
Organism: Colletotrichum karsti
Lineage: Eukaryota; Fungi; Ascomycota; Sordariomycetes; Glomerellales; Glomerellaceae
Product: 3'-5' exonuclease
Exons: 5
Coding region: 1-2505 (834 amino acids)
Molecular function (GO): nucleic acid binding
Source: RefSeq, a predicted model, not a curated record
AUGAGGGGCAAUAUGUACCGACGCAACCACCACUGGCGACGUCCUGAGUUAGAGGAAUCGUCGCCGGCUCCGCCCUUUGGCCGUCUCAUAGAGUCUGUCACCAUCGCGGACUUGGGGAUACGAGCGAAGGCGUAUGUGUCGUCUGCUCGGAUCACAGGCUGCGAAUUAGUUGCCUCAUACAACUGGCUCGACGAAGGAAGUCCAACGAUCAUGGUUCCAGGUGCACCAGCUAGAUGGACUCCGCUUGCGGAUCCUGUCAGGCUGCGGGAAGACGACGGAGUUUAUUACCGCGAUAAGAAUGCCGCUCGAUACCCAGAUCACCCCAUGGAGCCUGCAGUCCAAGCCGUCUUGGAAAUGCACCCACGGCCUUUUGGGAAACAAGUGGAUAUUGUCGCGUGCGGUAGUACUCUCGGCAACCUCCUUCGUUUCGUUCGAGGCGACGAACGGCCGUUCCGCAUGCUGGUUUGGCGUGUCGGUAGCGUGGUACACCUGAUCCGCCGAGAAAACUCCCCCAAGGAAACCAUUCCGAACGUCAAAGGCUACGGGCAUACUUUCCCAGAGGCCUAUACAACUUGGGAUUCUGGGGUGCGCAACUCGGCAUCUCAUCAAAGAAUUCUCCGGUAUGACUUUGGCGGUCUCGGUUGCCUCGUCCGACACGAAGGUGACGGUUACCUCAAGGAGAAAGUCGGGCGAAUGCCAGAACAACCAAAACAGCCCUCCAAAGGUUCGCGAGGCUCCGUCGAUGAACUCAUCGCCAGCUUCGGUGGCAACAAGAUGAGUUCAGCGGCUCUGAACGGCUCAUCUCGGCUCAAUAUACAGCCCGGCGGCUUCGAAGUGCCCCAGACGGCAAUUUUCGACCUCAAGACGAGGUCCAUCAUGCGAAAAGGUCAGGACUUUCUCGGCGAAGAGAUUCCUCGAAUGUGGGUUGCGCAGAUCCCGAACUUCGUUCUGGCAUACCAUAACCGUGGCACAUUCAACGACAUCGAGGUCUUGGACGUGUCUGCGAAGAUGGCGCAGUGGGAGGAGGAGAAGAAUAAGGAACUUUCUCAGCUCGCCGCUCUUCUGCACCUUAUCAUCGACCUUGCGCUGUCCAGAGCAGACCAGAAGAUGGAGAUAAGUCUCCAGGUCCCGGUCCCUAAUGAGUUUCGGGCCCCGCAGCAGAACCCGUACGGCGCGCCUUCGAUAGCUAUCAGCCCGACGCCCGCCUACCUCAAGCAGCUGCGUUCCAUGACCCAUCACCGCGAUAUUUUGGCCAAGAGCGGCUUCGUCAUCGCCCAGCUCUCACAUGCCGAGUUCGACAGGAAGAGGCGUUGCCAGCGGUGUAAUGUUCGCUGCAACAACGGAGGCAACAGAGGCAAGCCGGACGCGAGGGAAGGACGGAAUGGGAAUAAGAAACCCUUCCAGAAAUCACCCGCGCCCAAGGCCCAACGUCAAGGUGUCCCCAUUCCCGGCGUCGACGGUCCCGACAAGGCCAGGGACGACAAGGACGACAAGCCGCGAUUAAAGUGCCAGUACCACACCGGCCAUGUCGUUCGCAUGCACUGGAACUGCUGUCGGAACUUCGUCUCCGCACCGGGAUGCACCUUCGCCCCAGAGCAUCUCACGAGGGUAUACUCGCCGCAGGAGCUCCAAAUCCGCUACCAAUUCCACAAGACGCCGGUUGCACAGCUCUUCGACUUCAACCCCGCCCCUCUCAUCUCCUUUUCCUCGGUAGACUCUUACACGCCCUCCGGCUCCAGAGAAACCCGCCAGGCGGUCGCCCUUGACUGCGAAAUGGGCGUCGCCUUCGACGGCGAAUCGGAACUCAUUCGCCUCACCAUGAUCGACUACUUCACCUCCGAGAUCCUCUUGGACAGCUUGAUCAGCCCGGCCGUGCCAAUGCAAAACUACAACGCCCGCUACUCGGGCAUUUCCAGACAGGACAUGGAUGAGGCCCGCAGAAAGGGUAAGUGUGUUCACGGUGGUUACGCUGCCGCGCGGGAAGCCGUCUGGCGAUGGGUCGGUCCCGACACCGUUGUUGUCGGUCACGCGGUACACAACGACCUCGCCUCCCUCCGCUGGAUUCAUCCGCUCGUGGUCGACUCUCUCGUGCUCGCAACCGCUGCCAAGGCCGAGAAGGACAAGCGGGAGGCAGAGGAGGAGGAGGCGCGCAAGGAGGCCGAAGAGGAGCAGCAGAUAAUUGAGGCGCUCCAUGCAGCUGCAAGAGCCCGGGCGACUGGCGAAGAUAUCGAGGAUCUCAUGUCUUUCGACGACGAGCAAAAGACCAAGGAACAAAAGAAAAAGGACGAAGAGGAGAAGAAGGCGAAGAAACAGAAGGGCGGCGGCCUCUCGCUGAAGAAGCUGACGAAGGAGCUCCUGGGCCGCGACAUCCAGAUGGGCAAGACGGGCCACGACAGCCUCGAAGACGCAGUGGCCGCGCGGGACCUGGUCCACUGGUAUGUCAUGCGGAAGACCGAGGAGCUGCUGGGCAAGAAUGAGAACGACACCGUCCCGGGGUUUUGGUAA